This is a messenger RNA of Balaenoptera musculus (blue whale), 1654 nucleotides long. It is a transcript of the gene PCED1A, whose product is annotated as PC-esterase domain containing 1A. The transcript is spliced from 8 exons. NCBI's taxonomy places the organism in Eukaryota, Metazoa, Chordata, Mammalia, Artiodactyla, Balaenopteridae. The record is from RefSeq and is a predicted model, not a curated record. The coding region runs from base 161 to 1540 and encodes 459 amino acids.
CGCCGCGCCCCCUCCCACGCCCGGGUGGGCCCGGCCCUGGCUCCUGCUCCCCACGGCGGCCACCCCUGCUGCCUUCCUGUCCCCUCGGGCGUUGGGGGGGUCGGGCAGAGUCGGACAUGGGUGACCGGAAGUGGGAGUUCCCGUCGUUGUUGGCGGCGGCAUGGUCUUCUGUCUGGAGAACGAGGAGCUGCGCCGCCCGCUGGGAAGCACCAUGGUCCAUUUCCAGGCCUCUGAAGUCCAGCAGCUGCUACACAACAAGUUCGUGGUCAUCUUGGGGGACUCAAUCCAGCGGGCUGUGUACAAAGACCUGGUGCUUCUGCUCCAGAAAGACUCACUGCUCACAGCCGCCCAGCUGAAAGCCAAGGGGGAGCUGAGCUUUGAACAGGACCAGCUGGUGGCUGGGGGUCAGCUGGGUGAGCUGCACAACGGGACACAGUACCGGGAGGUCCGCCAGUUCUGCUCGGGUUCUGGCCACCACCUUGUACGCUUCUACUUCCUCACCCGCGUUUACUCCGAGUACCUCGAGGGAGUCCUGGAGGAGCUGACAUAUGGGCCUGCCCCGGACCUGGUGAUCAUCAACUCUUGCCUCUGGGAUCUCUCCAGGUAUGGCCGCUGCUCGAUGGAGAGCUACCGAGAGAACCUGGAGCGGGUGUUCAUGCGCAUGGACCAGGUGUUGCCAGACUCCUGCCUGCUGGUGUGGAACAUGGCAAUGCCCCUAGGAGAGCGUGUCACUGGGGGUUUCCUUCUGCCUGAGAUGCUGCACUUUCUCACUCAGCUCCAGCCCCUGGCGGGCUCUUUGCGGCGGGAUGUGGUUGAAGGGAACUUCUACAGCGCUACGCUGGCUGGGGACCACUGCUUCGAUGUCUUGGACCUCCACUUUCAUUUCCGGCAUGCAGUACAGCACCGUCACCGGGACGGUGUCCACUGGGACCAGCAUGCUCACCGCCACCUCUCACACUUGCUUCUGACCCAUGUGGCUGAUGCCUGGGGUGUGGAGCUGCCGAAGCGUGACUAUCCCCAUGACCCGUGGAUUGAGGACUGGCCAGAGCCGGAUCAUCUCUUCCAGGGGAGCCAGGGGCAGCCCCCAGACUUCGGGGAGCAGCUGGCCUUGCCCCCACCCUCUCCCUUACCCCUUCCCAUGCAUUUUCCCUACCCUCUUCCUCAGCCCUCCCCACCUCCUCUGUUUCCACCCCUGCCCCAGGAUCCCCCUUUUUUCCCAGGCCAGCCCUUCCCACCCCAUGAAUUCUUCAAUUUUAAUCCAACAGAAGACUGCUCGAUGCCACCCCACUUAGGAUGUAGCCCCGGAGUGAACUUUGUGCCUGGUCCCCUGCCUCCUCCAGUCCCCAGCCCUAUCCCCCAUGGUCAGCACCGGGGCCUGGCCGUCCACCGGGGGAUGCCACGCUGUAUUCACACCAGCCCCUACCACGUGCCGAGGACAGGGGCACCCUGCAGGCAGCGUCCCAGACACUCAGACAGGCUGAUCCAUACAUACAAACUGGACAGAUGGCCUCCUGCCCAUUCGGGGACGUGGCCUGGGUAGAGUGGAUCUGCCCUGCAGUGCCUGCUUGCCACCCCAGGUGCUGGACCAGGGUAUCUUGCUAUGCCUGGCAUUGUUGUUGUCCAUUGCUGUCACCAAUAAAGGCAUGGAAGAACA